Messenger RNA from Fusarium oxysporum Fo47, 1337 nucleotides. RefSeq lists its product as uncharacterized. Lineage: Eukaryota; Fungi; Ascomycota; Sordariomycetes; Hypocreales; Nectriaceae. Gene Ontology annotation, cellular component: nucleus; cytoplasm. The record is from RefSeq and is a predicted model, not a curated record. The transcript is spliced from 6 exons. Bases 240 to 1190 code for a protein of 316 amino acids. Gene Ontology annotation, molecular function: RNA binding.
CUCGACUCGACUCAGCCAAACCUGACUGAGCCCUCCACUCCUACAAUCCAAUACUCGCUUCGACCCCCCUCUGCUGGCUGGAGUCUCUACGUACGUACACAACCAAACCCAAACCCAAACAAAACCACCAAAAGCUCUUCCUCUUACAAGGUCAUGCGACCGUAGACCACUCUUCGUCGCCCUCAAGAUUUGAAUUACGCCCCGGACGGAAGGCGAUAAGCCCAAGGCGACGACCAAAGAUGUCGGUUGUCACAAAGAACCCUUUUGCCUACCUCGGCAACGACAGUGACGGCGAGGAGAAGCCCGUCGUUCCUGUCAAGACCGUUGACAAGAACACUGCUCGUACUACUAAGCGUAAUGUCGAGCCCCAGGCUCCCGUAAGGACCGGUGGUGCUGGCGGUAACCGCCGUGGUCCCGGUGGUAACGAGGGUGCUUUCCGGGAUCGUGGUGCUGGCAGCAACCGAAACCAGAACCGAUCCACUGAGGAGGCUCCUCGUGAUGGUCCCCGAGGCGGUGCCGGUGCUCGUGUCCGUGGUGGACGUGGCGCUAGACACGCCCGUGAGCGCGAUGACCGACACCCUUCCAAGUUCGGCGGCCACGGUGGCUCUGACAAGCAGGCUGCCCAAUCCUGGGGUGCUAACGAAGGCACUGCUGAGCUUAAGGACGAGCAGGCCGGUGAAGCUAUCGCUAAGGACGAGCAAAAGGAUGCCGUUGCUGAGGACGCUGCCGCCGAGGCUGCCGCCGCCGAGGAGGAGGCCGAGAAGCAGGUCUCUUACGAGGAAUAUCUUGCCCAGCAGGCUGAGAAGAAGGCCGCUCUCGACUCCGGUCUCAAGGUCCGUGAGGCCAACGAGGGCAGCAAGCUCGACAAGAAGUGGGCCAACGCCAAGCCCCUCGAGAACGAGGAGGAGGAGUACUUCGCCCCUACCGGCGGCAAGGCCCAGCGCCAGCGCGAGCGCAAGGUCAAGCAAACCAUUGACUUCGACCCUCGCUUCGUCGAGCCUGAGCGCACCCGAGGUGGUGCUCGCGGAGGCCGAGGCGGCCGUGGUGGUCGUGGCGGAGAGCGUGGUGGUGACCGUGGCCGUGGAGGUAACCGCGGCGGUCGCGGCGGUGCUCCUCAGGGAUCUGCUAAGGGCAAUGCUGCUAUUAACACCAGCGACCAGUCUGCUUUCCCCAGCCUCGGCGGCAACUAGAUUGCCUAAGCCCGCGCGCCUCGCACAAGAGAGCGCCCCAAAAAUCCCCUGCUUGCACCCUCUCACGGCAUAGGCAAACACGGGUCAACGUCAUGCAUGUCCCACGCCCUCCCCCUUUUUCCUUUUUUCCCUCAACUCGUCACGAUU